Molecule: messenger RNA, 3359 nt
Organism: Perca flavescens (yellow perch)
Lineage: Eukaryota; Metazoa; Chordata; Actinopteri; Perciformes; Percidae
Product: myelin transcription factor 1-like
Exons: 17
Coding region: 122-2746 (874 amino acids)
Biological process (GO): regulation of transcription by RNA polymerase II
Cellular component (GO): nucleus
Molecular function (GO): DNA-binding transcription factor activity, RNA polymerase II-specific; zinc ion binding; RNA polymerase II cis-regulatory region sequence-specific DNA binding
Source: RefSeq, a predicted model, not a curated record
GGAGGAGGAAGAGGAGGAGGGAGAGGUCCACCAAGAGCUUGACACUCCUUACACUUUGAGUCCACACACUGAGGGCUGUGAGGCGGAGCUGUCACUCAGGGAAGAGAAGCUCAACAGCCCAAUGACUGAGGAAGAGGAGGAGGACGAAGAUGAGAGAGAGGAAGAGGAGGAUGAGAGGCAGGGGAAGGAAGUAGGCGAGGUGUUGGAGGAGGAAGAGGAGGAAGAGGAAGACCGAGACUCCAGCAAAGCCUCGCCGACUACAGUGGUUAUAGAAGUCCGCUCUGAGGAAGAUGAAGAGGAGGAGGAGGAAGAAGAGGAGGAGGAAGAGGAGGAGGAGGAGGAGGAGGAGGAGGAGGAGGAGGAGGAAGGAGAGGAGCAGGACCAUGUCUCAGAGGGCUCAGGAAUCACCGACGACUCAGAGAACUGGGAUAUGACGCGGGGGAACCUGGGGCUGCUGGAGCAGGCCAUCGCCCUGAAGGCCGAGCAGGUGAGGGGGGGCCAGGAGGCGCGCAGCUCCCCGGACUACCAGCCGGACUACCAGCCGGACUACCAGCACGACUAUCAGCCCGAUUACCAGCCGUACAGCAGUGGCUCCAGCAAGAGCUGCGAGGCUGCUGCUAUGACCCGCCGCACGCCGCACUACAGCAAAGAGAAGAAGGAGGUGAAGUGUCCAACCCCGGGGUGUGAUGGGACAGGCCAUGUUACCGGGCUGUACCCUCACCACCGCAGUCUCUCUGGAUGUCCUCACAAAGACAGAAUCCCUCCAGAGAUCCUGGCCAUGCAUGAGAACGUCCUGAAGUGUCCUACUCCUGGCUGCACAGGCCAGGGCCAUGUCAACAGUAACCGCAACACACACCGCAGUCUGUCCGGCUGCCCCAUCGCAGCAGCCACUAAGCUGAACAAGGGCCAGGACAAGCAGGUUCAUUUACAGGCCUCAGCCAGCGAACCCUCUUCCAACUCGGACAGAGUGCUCAGGCCCAUGUGUUUUGUGAAACAGCUGGAGAUCCCUCAGUACGGCAGCUACGGACCCAACGCAGUGACCACCACGCCUCGAGCUAACCUGGCCAAGGAGCUGGAGAAAUACUCCAAGGUGUCUUUUGACUAUGCAAGCUUUGAUGUCCAGGUGUUUGGAAAGCGUAUGCUCAUUCCAAAGACGCCCGGCAGCACUGAAACAUCACCCAAAGCCUUCAAAUCUAAAUCAUUCCCUAAGGCCUCCUCCCCCAGCCACAGUGUGUCAGGAGGCUUUUCUAAGAGCGCCUCAUCCUCCAGUAGUUAUGACUAUAGCCAAGACGCAGAGGCAGCCCACAUGGCAGCAACAGCCAUCCUCAACCUGUCCACGCGCUGCUGGGAGAGACCAGACACCAUCAGCACCAAACCCAGGGAGCCCUGCACCAAGGAGUCGGACAUUGAAGUGGAUGAGAACGGCACCUUGGACCUCAGCAUGAAGAAGACCAAGAGGGAGGGUGUGCAGCCUCCUGAGCCUUCAUCCUCCUCAUCUUCAUCCUCUCAACACAUGGGAGCCCCCUUGUCUCAGGGCCACACUCCGCCAGAGUGGGAGGGGCCACUGGACUUCACCAAACCAAGUGAAGUCAAAGAGGAAGACCACGCAGAGGUGGAAUAUACGGCUCCCUCAUACACCUCAUCUGAUGGUGAGGAAGAGGACCAGGAGAACCUGGAGGACAGGAAGUACCCCGGUGAAGUCACCACCGGCAGCUUCAAGCUCAAGUUUCAGCCCAAAGACAGCAAAAAAGAUAUUCUUGCAUGUCCCACCCCAGGUUGUGACGGCAGUGGACACAUCACCGGCAACUAUGCAUCCCAUCGAAGUCUGUCAGGCUGUCCUCUUGCUGAUAAAUCACUUCGGACCCUCAUGGCUGCCCACACAGCUGAACUAAAGUGUCCCACUCCAGGUUGUGACGGAUCAGGCCACAUCACAGGAAACUACGCCUCACAUAGAAGUCUGUCCGGAUGCCCUCGAGCCAAGAAGAGCGGGGUCAAAUCCACCCCCACCAAGGACGACAAGGAAGACUCUGAGCUGCUGAGGUGUCCAGUUCCUGGCUGUGACAGCCUGGGCCACAUCAGUGGGAAGUACGCCACGCACCGCAGUGCCUACGGCUGUCCGCUGGCCGCCCGGCGGCAGAAGGAAGGUCUCCUUAACGGCACUCCCUUCUCCUGGAAGGCCUUCAAGAACGAGGGCCCCACGUGCCCGACGCCGGGCUGCGAUGGCUCGGGCCACGCCAACGGCAGCUUCCUGACACACCGCAGCCUGUCAGGUUGCCCCAGAGCGUCGGCCAACAAGAAGAGAGCCAAAUUCCCCGGAGACGAGUAUAUAACUGCCAAGUUCCGAGCCAGUGAUGUUCUGGACAACGACGAGGACAUCAAGCAGCUCAACCAGGAGAUCAACGAGCUGAGCGAGUCCAACUCCGAGAUGGAGGCCGACGUGAUGAACCUGCACACUCAGAUCUCUUCAAUGGAGAAGAACCUGCAGAGCAUGGAGGAGGAGAACCAGCAUAUCGAGGAGAGGAAUGAGGCGUUGUUCCUGGAGCUGUCGGGCCUGAGUCAGGCCCUGAUCCGCAGCCUGGCCAACAUCCGCCUGCCCGCCAUGCAGGAGCCGCUGUCAGAGCAGAACUUGGACAGCUACGUGGAAACCCUGACCCACAUGUUCACCAAUAAAGACUGCACCCAGAACCCGGAGAACCGGGCUCUGCUGGAGUCCAUCAACCAGGCGGUGAAGGGCAUCGAGGUGUGACGGACACAAGGGAGGAACACAGGGGCCUCACCGUGGACUACAUCAAUCUUUUCUUUCCGAAAACCCUUUAGAUACUGUAUGUAAUUAAUUCUUCUCAUUUGGAACUCUUGUCAUCCGUUCUAUGCAUUAGUUUGCUGUUUGCAUGUAUCUUUACGAUUGGUAACGAGCGUGAACAGGGUAGGGCGUGGACGCAAAGUGCGCUAGCACACUGGAAUCAAACGGUUACUGUAAGCAAGGUAUCCGCAGAACAAAGUCAGGAUGCAGUAUAGAGCCUGAGUUAGUUAGUGAACACACCCCGUCUCCACUCAAUGUUGAUAGUAUUCUAUAUGAGCAUAGUGAUGUUGCACCUCCAGGACUAGUUUAUAGAUUCAUUCUUACUAUUGCUGUGUUACUAUUUAAGUCCUUUGCAAAUGUUGGUUUAAUAACGUAUUCAUUCAUGUCUGCUGUAUUAUUUGUUUAUGUUGACCUAUUUAUGAUUCAUUAUCUAUUUAUUAUUUAAGUUAUUUCAAAAAUGCUACCUGAGAAGAUUUUAAAUGGUAACAAAGAGAAGGAAAUAAUUUCCUCUGCAUUGUUGAACAAAGAGGAAAUAUUUUAAGAUAUCAACUAUGAAUUG